AUGGGUAAAAAAGUUAAACAAGAUCUUCCACUUCACAAAGUCAUUAUGGUUGGUAGUGGUGGAGUAGGAAAAUCUGCCUUAACACUACAAUACAUGUACGGUGACUUUGUUGAAGAAUAUGACCCAACUAAAGCUGACUCAUAUCGUAAGAAAGUCAUCCUGGAUAAUCAAGAAUGUCAAAUAGAUAUUCUCGAUACAGCUGGUCAAGAAGAAUACGCUGCUAUUCGUGAUAAUUAUUAUCGCUCAGGUGAAGGAUUCUUGUGUGUAUUUUCUAUUUCUGAGCAUGAAUCAUUUAAUCAUACACAAGAUUUUCGGGAUCAAAUUUCAAGGGUACUUGAUGAUGAUAGCAUUCCAUUUAUCUUAGUGGGCAAUAAAUCAGAUUUGGCACAAAUACGUAAAGUAACACGAGAGGAAGCCCAACGGAAAGCAUUAGAAUGGGGAUGCCCAUACAUUGAGACUUCGGCAAAAACACGACAAAAUGUGGAUGAGGUCUACACUCAACUGAUGCGAAAGAUUCGGGAACGAAAAGAUGGUCAAAAGGAUGAUAAUAACAAGAUCAGAAGGAGUCGAUGUGUUUGUUUGUGA
Messenger RNA from Ambispora leptoticha, 585 nucleotides. NCBI's taxonomy places the organism in Eukaryota, Fungi, Glomeromycota, Glomeromycetes, Archaeosporales, Ambisporaceae. The record is from the annotation of a GenBank genome assembly.